ACCUGGGUCACCGCAAACGUGGUCGAUGACUGAAGAGUGGGCACAGUGGGCCAUGCCAUUGCGAACUCACCGUUGGGUCAGCUGAUGCUGCCGGACAUCAAACUCUCAGCGCGACAUGAUCGCUCUGCAGAGACCACGUCAGCCACCUUGGAGACCUUUGAGCAGUCGCUACAAGCCAGGUCGGCCAGAAGUACUGGAGCCCGCCGCAGCAAGGGGCGCAUUGCUAGUACUCUGGAGAAAUGGUUGGAGUCUGUGCGCCGCGCUGCGCCCUUAGCAGCUGGGAGCUUCGAACGUCUCUACGUGCAGCAGGAGGCUUUAGCUUGGCUGUGCGACUUGCUCCCAACUUACCGGCCUUUCUUGGACGGAGUCCUCGAGGAGCUCACUGUUACGCUGAAGCAUUUGGAGGACCGCUCCACGGAGAAUCAGAAACUCAAGUCCCAGUUGCGCCACGUGUCGGGGCAGCUGCAGACACAGCAGUUGCUGCAUGAGUUGCAGCUGGCGGAAGCGUGGUCUGUGGCACGCACGGCGCAGCAAACGCCCAGCCCUGAGCGGCCUGAGCGGGCCGGGAGUCCGAAGAAGGAGGCGUUUUUUGCGACAGGGAGACGUGGAACCUGGUGAUCAGGGUGGAUUUGACCAGAGAAUGGCCCAGAAAAAUCGGCGUUUCACCAGUUUCACCCACAACAA
Messenger RNA from Cladocopium goreaui, 684 nucleotides. The record is from the annotation of a GenBank genome assembly. Lineage: Eukaryota; Dinophyceae; Suessiales; Symbiodiniaceae.